CGCACUACACUCUAUCUAAACAUGAAGUUCCUCAUCGUUUUCGUCGCCCUCUUCGCUCUGGCUUUGGCAGCUCCUGCGGAAGAAGUCAAAACCCUGAAAUUGGAUUCUGAUGUUGGACCCGAAAGUUUCAAAUACGAUUGGGAGACAUCUGAUGGUUCUGCAGCCAAUGCAGCCGGUCAGCUGAAGAACAUUGGAUCUGAGGAUGAGGCUAUUUCUGUCCAAGGAUCUUAUAGAUUCGUCGCUGAUGAUGGUUUGACAUACGAAGUGACAUACAUCGCCGAUGAGAACGGUUUCCAGCCUCAGGGUGCUCAUUUGCCAGUGGCCCCAGAAGCUUAAACACC
Molecule: messenger RNA, 341 nt
Organism: Drosophila albomicans
Lineage: Eukaryota; Metazoa; Arthropoda; Insecta; Diptera; Drosophilidae
Product: larval cuticle protein 65Ag1-like
Exons: 2
Coding region: 22-336 (104 amino acids)
Cellular component (GO): chitin-based extracellular matrix
Molecular function (GO): structural constituent of chitin-based larval cuticle
Source: RefSeq, a predicted model, not a curated record